Plasmodium falciparum 3D7 is the source of this 996-nucleotide messenger RNA. RefSeq names its product rifin. NCBI's taxonomy places the organism in Eukaryota, Apicomplexa, Aconoidasida, Haemosporida, Plasmodiidae. The record is from RefSeq and is a predicted model, not a curated record. Bases 1 to 996 code for a protein of 331 amino acids. The transcript has 2 exons.
AUGAAGAUCCAUUAUAUUAAUAUAUUAUUAUUUGCUCUUCCAUUAAAUAUAUUGGUGCGUAAUCAAAGGAACCAUAGGAAAUCUAUACUUAGUACAACCAAAUCUGAAUUAACAAAAACACAUAGAACAUUAUGCGAAUGCGAAUUAUACGCACCAUCUAAAUAUGAAAAUGAUCCGGAAAUGAAAGAAGUGAUGGAAAAUUUCGAUCGUCAAACGUCUGAACGAUUUCGCAAAUAUGACGAAAGGAUUCAGGAUAAACGAAAACAAUUUAAAGAACAAUGUGAAAAGGAUAUACAAAAAAUUAUUUUAAAAGAUAAAAUCGAAAAACAAUUGUCACAACAAUUUUCCAAAUUGCAAACAAACAUAGAAACCAAUGACAUACCCACCUGUAUUUGCGAAAAAUCAGUAGCUGAAAAAGUUGAAAAAACUUGUUUAAAAUGUGGAGAGAUAUUAGGUACGGUGGUACCUGAAUUGGGGUUGAUAGGUGGAACUGUUAUAUAUGCUUCAGCACAAUCAGCUGCCGUUAAAGUAGGUGUUUCUAAAGCAAUAGAACUAAUGAAAGAUAUAUAUUUUCUAGGUCAAGUACCUUUUUUUGAUUUGGUUGCGAAGAUUACUCCAUCAAAUUUCAAUGAUAAAAUGUCUCUUAUAGGUAUUGUUCAUGACGCCUCUUAUACGGUAUGUGAAACUACAAAUGCUCAAGAUACGCUUGUUUUUUGUUUAUCGAAAUAUUCAAUAGGAAGAAGAAAUCCAUCUAUGUUUCUUUCAGUAACAGCCAAUCAAGCAAAAGAUGCUGCAGAAGCUGCUGGUGAAGCAGCAACUGGAACAUUUUCAGAGAUGACAAGUGUUGGUGCUAUCUUUUCUGAUGCUCUUGUAAUUUCUGCUAUUGUAGUAGUGAUUAUAGCUGUUAUAAUUUUAAUAAUUUAUUUAAUUUUACGUUAUAGACGAAAAAAAAAAAUGAAGAAAAAACUCCAAUAUAUCAAAUUAUUAGAAGAAUAG